Molecule: messenger RNA, 4686 nt
Organism: Oenanthe melanoleuca
Lineage: Eukaryota; Metazoa; Chordata; Aves; Passeriformes; Muscicapidae
Gene: SEPTIN9
Product: septin 9
Exons: 12
Coding region: 1016-2770 (584 amino acids)
Biological process (GO): cytoskeleton-dependent cytokinesis
Cellular component (GO): septin complex; cell division site; microtubule cytoskeleton
Molecular function (GO): GTP binding; molecular adaptor activity; GTPase activity
Source: RefSeq, a predicted model, not a curated record
ACUUUGAACUGGAGCCGGGAGAGCAGCGCUGGCCCGAGCUGCUCCAGCAGCCAAGGGCUGAAUCAAAUCCACGGGGUGCGCCGGGCUGGAGGCGUGAAAUUCCAUCGCUUGCCUCGGCUGCGGCGGCUGCAGGAGCUGGGGUUUGCAGGGCCGGGAGCUGCCAGGGCCAUCCCCGGGGAUGAGCGGGGUGCCCUGGGGGUGACGGGUGGCCAGGGGGGAGCCUGAGCCCCGCUCUGCCCCUGCCCGGGCCGGGAGACUUGGAACAGCCCAGCCCGCACCGUGUGUGCGGCAGGGAAAGGGAAGGUGUGUGCACAGGGAGAAGAGUGUGCGGCAGGGAAAGGGAAGGUGUUCCAUAGGGAAAGGUGUGUCCGGCUGGGAAAGGUGUGCUCCACAGGGAGAGGUGUGUUCCAUAGGGAAAGGUGUGUGAGGCGGAGAAAGGAAAGAUGUGUGCAGCAGGGAAAGGUGUGUGAGGAGGGGAAAGGUGAGUGUGACAGGGAAAGGUGUGUGUGACUGGGAAAGGAAAGGUGUGUGCAGCUGGGAAAGGUGUGUUCCACAGGGAGAGGUGUGUGUGACUGGGAAAGGAAAGGUGUGUUUCGUAGGGAAAGGUGUGUUCCACAGGGAAAGGUGUGUUCCAGAGGGAAAGGUGUGUGAGGCGGGGAAAGGAAAGGUGUGUGCGGCAGGGAAAGGUGUGUGCGGCAGGGAAAGGUGUGUGCGGCAGGGAAAGGUGUGUGAGGCGGGGAAAGGUGUGUUCCACAGGGAAAGGGAAGGUGUGCGGCAGGGAAAGGUGUGUGAGGCGGGGAAAGGAAAGGUGUGUUCCAGAGGGAAAGGGAAGGUGUGCGGCAGGGAAAGGUGUGCGCCGCACCCGGAGCUGCCCCCGGCCGCAGCACGCACGGAUGCGGCGGCUCCGGGCGCGUCCCCUCCCCGGCCCUGCCUACAAAAGGAUCGCGGCACCCCCGGCACCGCGCACCGCAGCCGGCCUCGGCCCUGCUCCCAUGCCACAGCCCGCAGCGACGGCAUGAAGAAAUCCUCGUAUUCAGGAAUCACCCGGACCUCCAGCGGGAGACUUGGGCGGCUCAGCGACCAGACCAGCCCCACUCUGAAAAGAUCCUUUGAGGUCGAGGAGGUAGAUCAGUCCUCAAAUUCCUCCACCCCACAGCGCCGGGCCCCGAACACCCUCCUCAGGUCCACCGUGUCCAGCUCCACGCAGAAGUUCCAGGAACUCGGCGCCAGGAACUCGGAGCUGCCCACCAGACAUGCAGAGCCCACAGUGCAGAGAUCCCCCAAGCCCCCCCUGAGGAGGGUGGAGCUCUCCGGACCCAAAGCGCCCGAGCCGGUGUCCAGAAGAACAGAAAUCUCCAUUGACAUCUCCUCCAAGCAGGUGGAGAACUCCGGCCCGGCCCUGGCGCGGUUCGGCCUCAAGCGAGCGGAUGCGGGGCACAAACCGCCCGAGCCGGCGGCCAGGAGGACUGAGAUCACCCUGGGCAAGCCCCAGGAGCCCAGGAGGGCGGAGGUGCCGCCCUCCAAGAUCCCGGAGCCGCCUCAGCGCCGGGCCGAGCCCGCCGAGCCCGCCGGGGCCUCCAGUGGGGUCAGCGCGGCUUCCGCGCCCCGCAGGCCCGACACGGCACCGGCCCCGCGGCCAGCAGAGAGCCCAGAGCCCGCCCUGCCCGCCCUGCCCCUGCAGGCAGAGCCAAAGCCACAGCCCCUGCACCUGGAGAGCACAGCCAAGAGGGACGAGGGUGCAGAGGCCGUGCCCAGCCCCGCUGCCGGCAUGACGGACGCCGCGCGCGAUGCCGGCCCCAAGCAGGCGGCGCCGGCGCGGCCGGACAAGGCGGAUUUCGGCUAUGUGGGCAUCGACGCCAUCCUGGAGCAGCUGAGGAGGAAAGCCAUGAAGCAGGGCUUCGAGUUCAACAUCAUGGUCGUGGGUCAGAGUGGCUUGGGGAAAUCCACGUUAAUCAACACUCUCUUCAAAUCCAAGAUCAGCCGGAAAUCUGUACAGCCAGCUGCUGAGGAGAGGAUCCCCAAGACCAUUGAAAUCAAAUCCAUCACUCAUGAGAUUGAGGAGAAGGGGGUUCGCAUGAAGCUGACGGUCAUCGACACGCCGGGCUUUGGGGACCACAUCAACAACGAGAACUGCUGGCAGCCCAUCAUGAAGUUCAUCAAUGACCAGUACGAGAAGUACCUGCAGGAGGAGAUCAACAUUAACCGCAAGAAGCGGAUCCCCGACACGCGGGUGCACUGCUGUAUUUAUUUCAUCCCCGCCACGGGCCACUCGCUGCGGCCGUUGGACAUCGAGUUCAUGAAGCGCCUGAGCAAGGUGGUGAACAUCGUGCCGGUGAUCGCCAAGGCAGACACGCUCACGCUGGAGGAGAGGGACUACUUCAAACAGAGGAUAAUGGCUGAUCUCCUUGCCAAUGGCAUCGAUGUGUACCCCCAGAAGGAGUUUGAUGAGGACUCUGAGGACCGGCUGGUCAACGAGAAAUUCCGGGAAAUGAUCCCAUUUGCAGUGGUGGGCAGUGACCAGGAGUAUCAGGUGAAUGGAAGAAGAAUCCUUGGGAGGAAGACCAAGUGGGGCACCAUUGAAGUGGAGAACACGACACACUGUGAGUUCGCCUACCUGCGGGACCUGCUCAUCAGGACACACAUGCAGAACAUCAAGGAUAUUACCAGCAACAUCCACUUUGAAGCCUACAGGGUGAAGAGGCUGAACGAGGGCCAGAGCUCUCUGUCCAACGGCGUGGCCGACAGGGAGCUGGUGGCCAACGAGAUGUGACCGUCCCUCGGCGCCAGCACUCGCUCACGCUCGCUCUCUCUCCCUCUUCCCCUUUAUUUUUAUAUCAAUCCUCUGCCAUGUCCCUCCUGCCCUGGUCCCCCAGCCCUGCCAUGUUAACUGACCAAAUAACCAGUCGUGGGGCGGGGUGGCCGCUCUCCCCCCUCUGUGCCAUGAGUUUGUGCUCAGCCCCCAGAGCAGCGUCCCUGUCCCCCUGUGGAGGUCGGGCUCUCAUUGCCCCCAGCUCUGGCCCCACAGCUGAGCCCAGGGGAGCAGAUCUGUGGGGCCAGCAGGGCUGGGGUGCCCUGGAGCCCUCCCAGCCCUCCAUGCAGGGGCUCUUCUCCGUCCGUGAGGUUCCUGCAGCUGAGCGAGGUCCGGCGGGAUGAAGAGAGCAGCCAGUGCCAUCCUUGUGUCCUGCUGCCUCCUGCCAGCCCUCUGCACCUCUGGGACCUGCCAGCCCCCAGCCCAGCCCCCAGCCCAGCCCCUCACCCUGUCUACAUGCAAUAAACUGGGAGUGUUUGGGUGUCACCUCGCCUGUCACCGACCCCCGGCCAGGCAGAGCCACCUGCUUUGGGAGAAGUGCCUUUUCAGACUGUGACCUUGCAGUAGUGUGGGACAGGGGAGGGGGGUCUGCCUCGGCUGUGUGCAGCCUGCAGGAGGCUGUGAGCCUCUCUGGGGACUCUGGCUCCCUCUCCCUUGGGCCCUGUGGCUGAUGUCCUGGGGACACUUGUGUAUUUAUUUGUCACUCAGCUGGGUGGGUCUCUGUCUGCUGCAGGCUCACAGUGUGUUUGUCCUGAGGGGGCUGAGCGUGGAACUGUCUCUGCAAAGCAGUGGUGGGAGGCAGAGGGUUGUGCUGUCUGACCCUUGUGAUUCUUGGGCUUUUCCCUACAUCAGAGGAGGCUCUUGGGUGUCUGUUAAUUCCUUCUCAUUUCCUGUGUGCUGUGUGUCCAGGGAAGAUGCUCCUGUUUUGCUGGUCCUUGUGCAGGGUUCUGUGCAUGUGCUGACCCAGCCCUGCAGCUCUGGGGGGGGUGUGUGGGUGCUGCUCCCCCUGCUCUGCCCCCAGACCCUCCUCUUUCUGUGUGUCCCCAGUAAAUCAGACCCUGCAAGCAUUAGGUAGCACUGUGACACAGGAGCAGGGGGUCCUGGGGCAGAGCUCUGCACUCCUGCCCCUCUCCCAGCUCCUUUUGCCUGUCUGAUGUCCACCAGUCUCUCAAUCCUCUCUAAGGGAAAAAACUUCCUGCAAAUCACCCGUUUUUGGGGGCACCCACUGAAGUGGCAGCGUGUCCCAUCCCCUAGCACUGGAAGGCACCUGCAGAGCCUGGGGGACAGAGCCUGGCUCAGCACAGGUGACAGGAGGGAGGAGGGAUUGCUGUCCCCUGGUGGGGAUGCCCAGGUUUUCAGGGGCUCCCCACAUGUCCCCCCCAGCAGCCAAAGGGGUGUGGGCAGGGGGUGCAUUGUGAGAAUCCCUCUCCCCUUCACUCAUACUCCCCCUCCACAUCAGCCCCACGGAGCUGUUGGGGAACAGCAACUCUCUAUUUGCUGACUUGCUAUAUUUUAGCAAAAACAUCAACAAAAAAUGUAUUAACUGAAAAAAAAAAAUAUAUAUUUCAAGUGUUAAAAAAAAGACUGUAAGGGGAGAAAAAUCUCUUGUGUGAGGCACUUCUGCAAAUGCCAUCUUAAACUUUUUUUUUCUCUAGUUGGUAUCUCAAGCAAGACACGCCGCUUUCUCCUUUGUAAUCUGAUUUUUUUUUUUUAAGGAAAAAAAAAAAGAAAAUAAUACAAUAAAAAAACCUUUCAUCCAGAUCUAUUAAAAUGGCCUUUUGGGGGUUAUAAGCAUUAUGAAAAUUUAGUCCAUUUUUGUAUAAAUAAUAGUGUUUAAUAUGUAUUUCCCAAAAUAAAUGUUUCGAAUGCAAAUAGAA